GGUGAAGGAAACUGCAGCAGCAGUACUAUAGUCUAUUGUACAACAGGAUAAUACACACAUCUUCAAGAGACUCAGAGAAGAAACACCAAAGAGCUAAUUGAUCAUUAUUCAUGCCUGACAAGGAUAUGGAGCCAACAACAGAAUAUAACUAUUCCUCCUACUACGAUGAUACAGAAGGUGUAUAUAGAUCAGAGCCCUGCAACAAUGCCAAUGUGAAGGAGUUUGGACGGGUGUUUCUGCCUACACUCUACAGCCUGGUCUUCAUCGUGGGCUUCAUCGGUAAUGGCCUGGUGGUCUGUGUCCUGGUGAUGUUUAAUAGGGUCAGAAGCAUGACAGACCUCUGUCUCUUCAACCUGGCUCUGUCUGACCUUUUCUUCAUCAUCUCCCUGCCUUUCUGGUCCCACUACGCCACCGCAGCCAAGUGGCUCCUGGGGGACUUUAUGUGCCGACUGGUAACCGGACUAUACAUGCUUGGGUUUUAUGGCAGCAUCUUCUUCAUGGUGAUCUUGACAGUGGAUCGCUAUGUGGUCAUAGUCCACGCUCACACCAUGGCCAGGCCCAGAUCAGUCAGAGUAGGGGUCACUCUGUCUCUGUUCAUGUGGGCUCUCAGUCUCUGUGCCUCUCUGCCUACAAUCAUCUUCACCAAAGUAAAUAAUGAGUCUGGGCUUACAACAUGUAAACCAGAGUAUCCAGAGGGUAGCAUGUGGCGCCAGGUUUCUUAUUUAGAGAUGAAUGUCUUGGGUCUACUUCUCCCUCUCUCCGUCAUGGUGAUCUGUUAUUCCAGAAUUGUUCCGAUGUUAGUCAAUAUCAAAACCACCAAAAAGCACAAAGCCAUCAAACUGAUAAUCAUCAUAGUAGUGGUCUUUUUCUGCUUUUGGACCCCAUACAAUGUGGUCAUUCUCCUGCGUUAUCUGGAGACCCAGAGCUAUUUUGGGGACUGUACAACUCACACGAACAUAGACCUGGCAAUGCAGUGGACAGAGGUGAUAGCGUUCACACACUGUUGUUUGAAUCCGAUCAUCUAUGCCUUUGCAGGGCAGAAAUUCAUGAGUCUUGUCCUGAAGUUACUAAGAAAAUGGAUGCCAAUGUGCUUCGCCAGGCCUUAUGUUAGUGGGUUGUCUGAAAGAAAUAUCUCAGUCUAUUCCAGGUCUUCUGAAAUAUCAUCUACAAGACUGCUGUAGUUUGACUUGUAUCCAGGCACACUUCGAAUAUAAAAACUCUGAGAAGGGAAAAGACAGUAAAAGAUGUAAGGAAAAGGGGGAUUUCUUUGAAUGUGUGGCACUCAUUCCCCCCUAACUGUGAAUAUAUGCUUACAUUAGAUACUGUAGAUAUCAGUUGCUCUUUUGUAUCUUUACAUGCUCCAAUUCCUUUGUUGAUAGAUACCUUUAAAGAGUGUUAGUUGUGUCCUCAUGUGGUAUUGUGUGAAGUGCGGAAAAAAAGUAAAGAAAUUGACAGUAUGUACAGUGCAUUCGGAAAGUAUUCAGACCCCUUCCCUUUUUCCAAAUGUUGUUACUUUACAGCCUUAUUCUAAAAUGUAUUCAAUUAAGUGUUUUUAACAUCAACACCUCAUCAAUCUACAUACAAUAUCCAAUAAUGACGAAGUGAAAACAUGUCUUUAGACAUUUUGGCCACCUGGCCAAACUGAGCAAUUGAGGGAGAAGGGCAUUGGUCCGAGAGGUGACCAAGAACCCGAUGGUCACCCUGACAGAGCUCCAGAGUUCCUCUGUGGAGAUAGAAGAAUCUUCCAGAAGAGCAACCAUCUCUGCAGCACUAAACCAAUCAGGCCUUUAUAGUAGAGUGGCUAAACGGAAGCCUCUCCUCAGUAAAAUGCACAUGACAGUUUUCCACUUGGAGUUUUCCAAAAGGCACCUAAAGGACUCUCGGUCCAUGAGAAACAAGAUUCUCUGGUCUGAUGAAACCAAGAUUGAACUCUUUGGCCUGAAUGCCAAGCGUCACGUCUGGAGGAAACGUGGCACCAUCCCUACGGUGAAGCAUGGUGGUGGCGGUAUCAUGCUGUGGGGAUGUUUUUCAGCGGCAGGGACUGGGAGACUAGUCAGGAUCGAGGGAAAGAUCAACGGAGUACAGAGAGAUCCUUGAUGAAAACCGUCUCCAGAGCGCUCAGGACCUCAUACUGAGGUGAAGGUUCACCUUCCAACAGGACAAUAACCCUAAGCACACAGCCAAGAAAAUGCUGGAGUGGCUUCGGGACAAGUCUCUGAAUGUCCCUGAGUGACCCAGCCAGCGCCCGGACUUGAACCUGAUCUAACAUCUCUGGAGAGACCUGAAAAUAGUUGUGCGCAAUGCUCCUAUCCAACCUGACAGAGUUUGAGAGGAUCUGCAGAGAAGAAUGGGAGAAACUCCCCAAAUACAGGUAUGCCAAGCUUGUAGCGUCAUACCCAAGAAGACUCAAGGCUGUAAUCGAUGCCAAUGGUGCUUCAACAAAGUACUGAGUAAAGGGUCUGAAUACUUAUGUAAAUGUGAUAUUUCAGUUUUUAGCUUUUUUCAAUUUGCAAUAAAAAACAGUUUUUACUUUUAUUGUGUGUAGAUUGAUUAGGGGGAAAACUAUUGAAUCAAUAUUAGAAUAAGGCUGUAAUGUUAAAAAAAUGUGGAAAAAUUCAAGGGGUCUGAAUACUUUCCGAAUACGCUGCACAUAUAGUUAUAUCUUUUUUUUAAUUUAAAGAUUGAUUCACCCUUUUUCCUUCAUUUUUGAGUUUGCAUGUUAUAGCUUUUUUCUUCUAAGAAUGUGACAGAAACCUGACUGGGGCAUUUGCUUUUUAACAAGCUAAUAAAUGUCACAACACUGCUGUCUGUUUAAAAAAAACACAAAUAAAAAAAGCUGAUACUGCUGUUUUGUAAAUAGACAACACAAUAGGACGUGGCAUGAAACUUAUAUACUGUAUACAUGACUGUCUAGGAUUUGUGAUUACCUUGUCUUCAUUUUUACCUUGUCUUCAAUAACAUGUUUUCUUUUUUAUUUCAAACCACACUUUUGAUAGUUUGUUCAUGGUAUAAGAUAUUCUGUAUGUAAUGGGCAUUUAGACAAUCUUGUUCAGUGACAUUUCCCACCUGUACCUUUACUUGAUGUUGACUUAUUCAGCUUGGUCUACAUGCACAGAGAUACAUCAAUUCACACCAAAACAACUUAAACAACACAGGGACAUAGCCUUGACAUAGCUUACAUGAAAUAAGGAAGUGAUGGCCAGCCACUUCUCGUUAAACCACAGAAAAUGCGUUGUUGAACGAAUCUUUCUAGGAAACACGUAUUGUCAAACCUCAUCUAAUAUGGAAGCAAACUAUUGUAAGAUAAGCACAAGAGGCUGGAAAAAGCCCAAAGCAGUGCCCCUAAAUCAUGUAAAAGAUGAAGUGCCUUGCUCAAGGGCACAACGGCCGCACAUGAUGUUCUGAUGCCAGCAACUCUGUGGCUGCCGGCACAGUCACACCAAAUUUCCCCAUCAGCCCUGAAAUUCAAACCGGCAACACUUCGGUUACCAGCCUACUCCUUCUUCUACUACAGACAUAACCCACACAAGGACUACUUCUAUGAAUAAAAGUUACGGAAUUUACUUUCUAA
This is a messenger RNA of Oncorhynchus nerka (sockeye salmon), 3571 nucleotides long. Its product is annotated as C-C chemokine receptor type 5-like. The record is from RefSeq and is a predicted model, not a curated record. NCBI's taxonomy places the organism in Eukaryota, Metazoa, Chordata, Actinopteri, Salmoniformes, Salmonidae. Gene Ontology annotation, molecular function: C-C chemokine binding; C-C chemokine receptor activity. Gene Ontology annotation, cellular component: membrane; external side of plasma membrane. Gene Ontology annotation, biological process: positive regulation of cytosolic calcium ion concentration; cell chemotaxis; calcium-mediated signaling. The coding region runs from base 111 to 1181 and encodes 356 amino acids. The transcript has 2 exons.